GAAAGAAAAGGAAACGUGAAUGGAAGAGGAAGAGGGAGGAAGUGGCUCCAUCAAUCAACUUGCAUGUGUGAAUCUUUGGUGUUCUUAGAUGGAGAACAAGGAUCACGUGCUUGAAUCAUCAUCAUCUCCAUCACUCAAUCAAGAAGUCAGAAUCAUCUCUUCAUCCUAAUAUUCAUAAGCUCAGCAAUCAUGAGGCCUGGAGUAAUGCUUCUUUAUCCUUUAUAUGCAUCAAUGAGAGCAAUUGAAAGUCCUUCAACCUUAGAUGAUCAACAAUGGCUAACAUAUUGGGUUUUAUACUCUUUCAUAACCCUCUUUGAGCUUUCAACUUACAAGAUCCUAUCUUGGUUUCCUAUUUGGCCAUACAUGAAGCUUGUGUUCUGUUUAUGGUUGGUGUUGCCAAUGUUCAAUGGAGCAGCUUACAUAUAUGAGAAUUAUGUGAGGACAUACGUCAAGAAACUUGGUAACUAUGGAGGUUAUAAUUAUCCUGAGGAGUACAAGAAGGUUCUGCACAUGAUGACGUUGGAUGCAAGAAAAGCGGUUGAACGUUAUAUUGAUAGAUUUGGUCCAGAUGCAUUUGAGAGAGUGAUUAGAGCAGCUGAGAAAGAAGCAAAGAAACAUUGAGUGAGGGUAGAUUUAACCAAGAUGGCAUGAGAAGAAUGUAAACAUGUUAUAAUAAAUCAAUACUUCUUUCUUUCUGUAUAUCUAGCAUGUAGAAAACUGAUGAGUUUCAGAAUUGUUAUAAUUAAACUGAUGAGGUUCUAAGUAUCAUGAGUACAAGAAUGUUCUUCAAUAU
Vicia villosa (hairy vetch) is the source of this 793-nucleotide messenger RNA. RefSeq names its product HVA22-like protein f. Lineage: Eukaryota; Viridiplantae; Streptophyta; Magnoliopsida; Fabales; Fabaceae. The coding region runs from base 190 to 621 and encodes 143 amino acids. The record is from RefSeq and is a predicted model, not a curated record. The transcript is spliced from 4 exons.